AUGCCGUUCGGCGAGAUGACCAUCACGCUAGAUGAUGUUUCAUGUCUUCUUCAUGUACCGAUUAGGGGCGAGCUGGUUGACCCCGAUGUUGUUGUCACCGAUUAUGAUGCUAUCCAUCUAGCUGUUGAGUUGUUUGGUGUUUCACUGAGUGAUGCAACUACGGAGGCUUCUACUGUUAGGGGUUCUUACUAUAAAUUGGAUUGGUUGAAGCAAAUUUUUGAGCAACAAAGAGCGACAAAUAACUUUACGGGUGCUAUGAGAGCCUACAUGAUGUUGCUAUUAGGUUGUACUAUUCUUGCCGACGAGACUUUUACUCUUGUCGAGGCAAAAUAUCUACCACUGUUUAGAGAUUUGAGUACUUGUGGAAGAUAUUGCUGGGGGGCAGCUGCACUGUGUUGGAUUCAUGAGUAUUUUCCAACUGUUGGAAAGAGAGGUACUUCUGGAUUAUGUGGUAUUGAUAGUCCAAUGGCUAGGGCGAUGAAAUGGGAAUAUAGGCAGGGGACGCAAAAAGUGUCUGACAUCCGAGCUGUGUUAGAUCAGUUGACUCCUCACGAUAUCGUCUGGAGCCCUUUUGAGGAUCACAGUGUGCACCGUCCUUUUGAUGAUAUCUGUUUGUACCAGGGUGGUUUGAAGUGGUAUGGUACUGUAGUUCUAUAUUUACCUGACAGAUGCAUGCGUCAGUUUGGAUACAGACAGUACAUACCGACUGCUCCUCCAAAUAUAGACACACUUGAUGUGGAUGUUGAGUGGGCUACAUAUAUGCAGAGUGUGUUGCAGGUGAUCCGAUCCCACGAUGAUCCACCAGCUGCGUUUGCCACCAUGCCAUAUGAGACAGACGAUGAUUAUUUGCCAUGGUAUUAUACGGUGUCACAUCCUCGUUUGAGAGCACCACUGGAUGAUCAGCCGAUGGAGGUACCAGUGCCUGUCUAUGACGAAGGACCGUCAGACCCGAGAUUAUCAUAUAUAUCUCAUGAGCUUCAUCAUUACUUACUGCGUCAUCAGGCUGUUCCUGAAGACGAACAGUUUCUGGAGAUAUUUAGAGCACUCAGACUUGCACAGGGCGGACCAUUACCUAGGGAAGGUCCAAUUACUUAUGACAAUGAGUCUGAUUGA
This is a messenger RNA of Vicia villosa (hairy vetch), 1113 nucleotides long. Its product is annotated as protein MAIN-LIKE 1-like. The transcript is spliced from 2 exons. The record is from RefSeq and is a predicted model, not a curated record. Lineage: Eukaryota; Viridiplantae; Streptophyta; Magnoliopsida; Fabales; Fabaceae. Gene Ontology annotation, biological process: meristem maintenance; meristem development. The coding region runs from base 1 to 1113 and encodes 370 amino acids.